Hyla sarda is the source of this 1933-nucleotide messenger RNA. It is a transcript of the gene ANKRD42, whose product is annotated as ankyrin repeat domain 42. Gene Ontology annotation, molecular function: protein binding. The transcript has 12 exons. The coding region runs from base 170 to 1693 and encodes 507 amino acids. Lineage: Eukaryota; Metazoa; Chordata; Amphibia; Anura; Hylidae. The record is from RefSeq and is a predicted model, not a curated record.
GCAGCCGGUACGAAGCCAAGGUUACCUAAAUCUACUUUGCCCAUUUUAAAAAUGGCGUCCCCUUGACAGCGGAAAUGACAUACUAUAUAUUCCGUUUCCAUGGGAACUGUGUCGCGUCCCGGAAGUCGCCUUUAAAAUCGCAUCCUUAUUAGUUUCUCGAAGCAGAAAUAUGCCGGCGGUGUCUUCAGAAGCCGCGCUGCAGAAGAAGAAGAGAGACUAUGGCAGCAUCCACGAGGCAGUGCGUUGCGGACAUGUGGAGGAGCUGGCUACAAUUGUGAAGAAUGGGACCAGCGUGAAUGAGGUGGAUCCGGUCCACAGGUUUACACCCCUGCACUGGGCUGCACAUUCCGGGAGUCUGGAGUGUCUCCACUGGUUGCUGUGGCAUGGAGCCGACAUCACCGACGUGACCACCAGACGAUGGACGGCAGCGCAUUUAGCUGCUAUCAAAGGCCAAGACGCCUGCAUGCAGGCCUUGAUCCUCAGCGGGGCAGACUUGUCAUCUAAGGAUGAGCGGCAGUGCACUCCAUCACACCUGGCCGCUUCCCAUGGACACUCAUUCACUCUACAGACCAUUCUGCGUAGUGGAGCGGAUACAGGUAGCCCUGACAUUAAUGGCUGGACCCCAGUUCAUUAUGCUGCAUUUCAUGGCCGACUCGGAUGUUUACAGCUUCUGGUGAGGUGGGGGGCUUCUGUGGAAGAUAUCGAUCACAAUGGAAACACCCCAGUGCAUUUAGCCGCCAUGGAGGGACAUCUGCACUGUAUAAAGUUUCUGCUCAGUAAAGUCCCCAGCUUCACUCUAGCAUUGGAGGCGCGGAACAAUAAUGGAGAGAACCCAAAGGACCUGGCGAGAAGAUUUUAUAAGGAGAGAAUCACUCAGUAUAUACAGGGCGUGGAGUAUGAGAGGGACCAUCCGGAAGAUGGCGAGAACUUAGCAUUCCCAGCUCAUGUCGCCGCCUUCAAAGGGGAUCUGGUGACCCUCCGAAAACUGGUGGAGAGUGGAAUCAUUAAUAUCAAUGAGCGGGAUGACAGAGGCUCCACCCCUUUACACAAAGCUGCAGGCCAGGGCCGGGUGGAGUGCAUACAGUGGCUGCUGGAGAUGGGGGCCGACUACAACAUUACCAACGAGGCCGGGGAGACCCCAAAAGAUGUCGCUAAGAGGUUUGCACAGCUGGCUGCUGUAAAGCUUCUGGGGGGAAGAUCAGAUGAAGAGUCAGAGGAGGAGAUAAGUGAGGACGACCCCUUGUUCUUUGAGAGACAUGGCGUAGAAGGAAGCACCGACCAACCAGACGACAUCAAUCUGAGUCCAUCUGAGAAGAAGGCGGCCCGCACGCGAGCCUACCAUAAAAUGAAAGAACUCGAGAAGCUUCUGGAGAUUGCAAAAAGCAACUUUAAGCAUCUUGGCGGUGUCCUGGAGGAAGAAAACCAGAGGAAGAAGGAGCAGCAAGAGUCAGAGAAGAUGAUCAGAGACUUGGAGGAGCAGCUGGAGUAUGAGCGCUUACGCAGGGAGAAGAUGGAGAUCCAGCUGGAUGAAUACAGAGUGCAGAUCUCUCACCUGAACAGCUGCCUGGAGCAGAUGAAGCCUCCGCCAAGACCCUCCAGGGAGAAGCUGUCAGAGUCCUAUAAGGAGAAGAAAAGUGCCAAGAAGAAACCAGUUCAGCCGCCAAAUGCAGGAGGAGUCUUUGUGAGGAGAUGAACUGAGAAGUAACAGGGCGCCGGGCUUGCAUAAUAUGGGUAGAAGUAGACUGCAAGUCACCUGACUCUGGACUGAUUUUGUAUAGCCUGUAAAUUACAUAUUCUAAUGGUUUUUUAAAAUUAGUUAAAUUUUGAUGUUAUGAAGAUAACAUUACCAUCUCCUAAAGUAACAGCAUAUUACUAGGAUAUUUCAUUAUGACAGUGUUUCCCCAAACAGCAUGCCUCCAGCUGUUGCAAAACU